AUGAUUCGUCCUUCACUAUCUCUCUUUGAAAAGCUUCAGCUAAUAUUUGCAAUGCUUAAUCUGAUACUCAGUGUUUUGGGAAGCGGGGCUUCUAUGAAAAAAGGGGGAGAGGAAGAAGAAAAGAUCAAGAAGGAAACUGAUCGGAAAGAUAAUAAAGCUUCCUGUUUAGGAAAAGGAAAAGGUAAAGGCAUUUUAAAAGAUGAAAAUGAUGAAAAUCUGAUGAUGACCAAAUCUGAAAGGAUCAUAAUGGAGAAACAAAACAAAGAACUUUAUGAGCUCAAUGCUCUUAAUAAGAAGUUUGAGGUAGAAGAAGUUGAGACCAAGAAUGCGAAACUUGUGCUUGAAACUAAAAAAAUAUUUAUUUCCAACUUGGUCUCUGAAGCUCAUUCAAAAGGAAGCCAUAGAUGA
This is a messenger RNA of Lactuca saligna, 408 nucleotides long. The record is from the annotation of a GenBank genome assembly. Lineage: Eukaryota; Viridiplantae; Streptophyta; Magnoliopsida; Asterales; Asteraceae.